CUUCUUUUCAUUGCACUUUCGCUUAAAGGUGGUUUAUUCAUUUUGAGCCAUUUUAUGUUGCAUAUUUUCUGUUGAAUUAAUUUGAAGAUUAUGGAGAAGAUAGAGAAGGGAAACAAUGAUGCCCCUAUUGGUCAAUCUCCGCUGCCGAUGCUGCAUAGAUCGAGGGAUGAAAAUGAUGUGGUGGCAGUGUGGACGGCGGAGCCGGUAGCGCGAUUGGUGCCGAUGGCUCUAUGUGUGGCGGCCCUCGUGGUCAUGCUAAAAAACUCUGAGACUAAUGACUUUGGCUCUCUGUCUUACUCCGACCUUAGAGCUUUUAGGUAUUUAGUGCACGCCAAUGGAAUUUGUGCGGGUUAUUCUCUUCUUUCAGCUAUUAUCGCAGCCAUGCCUCGCCCCUUCACCAUGUCUCAAGCCUGGACUAUCUUCUUCCUUGACCUGGUUCUGACUUACUUGAUUCUGGCUGCCGGAGCGGUGGCAGCCGAGGUGCUGUACCUGGAAGAAAAGGGAGAUUUAGCCAUCACCCGGAGCGCUGCUUGCGGCACAUUCGCUGGAUUCUGCCACAAAGCCACCGUAUCUGUAAUCGUCACAUUUGUUGCAGUGCCUUGUUAUGCAGUGCUUUCACUGAUCUCCUGUUACAAACUCUUCAGCAAAUAUGAUGCUCCCAUCACCUAUCCAACCACCAAAGCUAUUGAAAUUCCUCCUGUUUUCCACGGCUGAUCGUCUCAUCAUCAUCUUCAUCAAUCCCCUUAGUUUCAUGCACUGACCAUAAAAUAUUAUAUAUACAAUAAUAAUAGCCAAGAUGUGAACUUUGCAAUGUGUUCAAUUUAUUCCCAUUGAAUUUUGUUUAA
Mangifera indica (mango) is the source of this 845-nucleotide messenger RNA. RefSeq names its product CASP-like protein F16. The record is from RefSeq and is a predicted model, not a curated record. Bases 91 to 714 code for a protein of 207 amino acids. The transcript has 3 exons. Lineage: Eukaryota; Viridiplantae; Streptophyta; Magnoliopsida; Sapindales; Anacardiaceae.